Molecule: messenger RNA, 1992 nt
Organism: Morchella sextelata
Lineage: Eukaryota; Fungi; Ascomycota; Pezizomycetes; Pezizales; Morchellaceae
Exons: 5
Coding region: 1-1992 (663 amino acids)
Biological process (GO): mRNA destabilization
Cellular component (GO): cytoplasm
Molecular function (GO): mRNA binding; N6-methyladenosine-containing RNA reader activity
Source: RefSeq, a predicted model, not a curated record
AUGGCCGCCAUAACCAAUUAUGGCACUCGCCGCAGGCACGAACUUCCGAAUCGAAAGCCUGAACAGUUCUUUGGAACACAGCUAGUCGAGGUUUCUCCUAACCAGACUUUGCACCGAAAGUCCAGCACCCUCGACUUUAUUGAAGGGCUCCACAGUUCUAAAAGGACUGUUUCCCAACCACACACUGAGGAGCACCACAAGGACAACUUCUUCGACGGAAGUCAUUCCCCGUUGCACCGCUUUAAUCUCGGUCCCAGUUCCAAUAAUGGGCUCGCUUCCUCCAAGACUUAUCACCCGACCCCCAAUACUUUCUUUGACGGUGAUGGUGUCAUGUUACGAGAGAGGAAUCCAAUGUCUUUGCAGAAGCCUAUCUCAAGACCUAGUUCUAAAUUCUUUGCCAACGAUGACAACUCUAUUACAAUGAAUCCAAUGGCCGAGCAACAAACUUCAUCAUCCGAAAAAAAACAGUUCACCAGCAAGAUCUGGAACGACUAUGAGGGGGAGACAGUAGAACAAGACUCUCAUCUUGAGAGGCAAAACUCAGGCCCUCUUCCUAAACUUACUACACAACCGGAAUGGCCCCGCCUUCGGCACCAAACUGGCCUAGCGAGAGCCAAUCGCAGUUUGGAUAACCAUAAAGAAGUCGAGAAAGUCAAAGACAAAGCUUUCGUGGAUUCGCUAUUUCCUGGGGGAAUUGAUGCUUUUGUACAGGACAAUCUACAGAAAAACUCAAUCGGUUGCGAUUACAUCAAACCUCAUUUGAUUGUCCCUUCCCCGCCUCCCUCCCCCCCUCCUGUAUUCGUAGGAGAUGUUUCUUUACCAGAGACACAAUAUCCAACUAUCAUGAAGGUGAUGUCCGGGAAACAAUUAAUUGAGGACCUGGAUGAGUAUGAACGCAACGAGCAGCAAAGAGCUGGGAAGCUGGGUCGCAUCAUCAGCACUCUCACCUUGCGUGAUCAAAUCGAAAGAAAUAUUAGCACCCACAGUCUGCAUGAUCAAGUUGGCGGAAAUAUUAGUACUCAGAGUCUGCGUAAUCAAUUCGACAGAAACACCAGCACUCAUAGUCUGCAUGAUCAAAUUGGAAGAAACCCCAACACUCAGAGUCUGGAUGAUCAAGUCGAUAGAAACACCAGCACUCAAAGUCUGCGUGAUCUUGUCGACAGAAACACUAGCACUCAGAGUCUGCGUGAUCUGGUCGACAGAAACAUUAACACUCACAAUCUGCUUGAUCAAUUCGGCAAAAAUACCAGCACUCAUAGUCUGCGCGAUCAAGUGGGCAGAAAUUUCAGUGCCCUCGUUCACCGUGAUAAAGUCGACGAAAGUCCUGCGCAGAAGAUGUUUAGCAACUCGAACAUCAGCUCUACAUCUCAAACGCUUGAUGUUCAUGGGCCCAAGAAUAAAGGGUUCAGGCGUGGUCAUGAGGCAUUACAAGUGGCCAUCAGUGAAAAAUGGGCUUGCAUGGACCGUGUCCUUAAUGCGCCUCUCGACCCCGUUUCACGAGAUAGUCGUUUUUUCGUAAUUAAAUCGAACUGUGAGCUUGAUAUUUUUGCCUCACUCAAGCAUGGCAUCUGGACCUCUACCGACCUUGGAAACAAACGACUUGAUAGAGCUUUUUGUGACCCCACACGCAAGGGACCAAUAUUUUUGUUUUUUUCAGUUAGUGGAAGUGGCAAGUUCUGUGGAAUUGCUGAAAUGACAAGUGCAAUUGAGCAUUCAGUGCACACUGGAAUUUGGUCUGAUAAGCGUUGGAGAGGUCGUUUUACUGUUGAGUGGUUGAAUGUCAAGGACAUCCCCAACGCCGAUUUGCGCCAAUUCCGUGUUGCCAAUAACGACAACAAGCCCUUCACAAACUGCCGUGACACUCAAGAGAUUCUUAUCAAUCCCGGAGAAAGUGUUUAUAACCUUUUCAGCCGUUAUGUGAGCUCUUCGAGCGUCUUUCAAUCGAGUUUCGAGGAGCAAAGAUGCGGCAACGACGAGUUGCACCAAGUUUAG